Mesorhabditis spiculigera is the source of this 3345-nucleotide messenger RNA. The record is from the annotation of a GenBank genome assembly. NCBI's taxonomy places the organism in Eukaryota, Metazoa, Nematoda, Chromadorea, Rhabditida, Rhabditidae.
AUGGCCCUCCUCUCAGUGCUUACCAUCAUUUUUGCGGCUUUUAUAGGACAGACCGAUGCCUCAUCAAUAUUCCUUGACUGGUCUUCGGAAAUGCCGAAUGGCGGUGUUCGGGCAUUCGUCCUCGAUUAUUCGCCCCCAGUCGGCAUUCCGCCUGCCGGGACACACUUGUCGAGAAGUACCCAACAGUUGCUCCUCAAUCAGACGAUGCCCGCCACCGAUUAUUCCAUAUUUUUGACGGCAUUGAUGACAGAUGGGUCGAGAAAGAACGUCUCCGAGAAGCAUCUCCCUUCAAGCCCAAAUCCGCCAAUCCUGGACUCGAUCGAGACGACCCCCACCGAUGCGACCAUCUCGUAUUUUCCGCCUGAGGGCAGCGAGAUUUCGUAUUACAUCGAAUAUUUCCCCGUCGACCGCGAGGAAUAUGCAAAUUUUGUGGAGACGAAGUCGGCGCUGGUGAAACUUCGCGGCCUCGAUCCGUCAACGAAUUUUCGGUUGCGCGUGCUCUCCGUGUUCCGCGGCGUGCCAUCUACCGAAUCGAUCGAUACGACAUUUUCCACGAAAGACCUCGGCUCGGGCGAGGACAUGUCCCUCUUCACGAUCAAAACCCUGCCCCCGGACCUCGACCUCGGCUCCGUGACGCUACCCACAAUGACGAACGGCUCGAAAGAAAAGGAAUACGAAUACGCGUCGAAAGAAGAUUAUCAAGGCGCCGGCGGAGCUGCCAAUAACCUGGUGGAAGAGCAGAAGAAUCAGACGGACGUCACACCGGAUGGGGACCAAUACUACUACCAGCCCGAGGGCGUGACGCCGGUAGAUGAGGUGACCGAAGCACCACCAGUCCCGCGCAUUGUCAUCACCGUCACCGACAAGGUCUCCACUUCGCAUACCCCGUCUGAAUCCACCACAAUUCUCCCGACGACGGCUGAAGAAGAACUCGAAGUAGAUGAUGAGUCGGAUCGAGACGUCGACGUCCCGGAUGGAGAAUUGGAGAAUGGCAGCAGCACUGAACCCAUGAUAUUUCACCCCCACACCACCACCACCACAAUGUUCACCACCACACCCCAAUCAACCACCAAAAAGAGUGAUAUGAAAGUGACGAGAAGAUCAUCAACGACGACAACCACGACGUCAACCACCACCACCACCACUACCACACCAUCCACCACAGCACCCAUCAUCAGCAGAGAGGAGAUCAACCCGAGCAAUGGCCCAAAAACGACAGAGGCCAUCGAAACGGAAGUGGUCGACUAUGGCUCCGAGGACAGCUUCGUACUCAUCAAAAUGUUCACCGACCAUAAGCUGGAGGCUAAAGUCUUCUGCAUGCUAUCGGGUGCGCUUUCCAAGACCUGGUGGGCUCACCGUAUCAUCGACCUCAGCAAACCGCAAGCCAUCCACGGUCUACGCGUUGUAAACGUCGAAACCGACGACUUCUACGUGGCCAAAAUCGAGCUUGAAUGGGACUGGCCCGUCUUCCACGAUUUCAAACACAACGAUAUCGUCGUGCUGUAUGGCGUUGGAAAGGCUCCUCCUAAAAAGCUCGAAGUCACCGAAAAGGGGAAGGUCGUGUUGGACAAGCUCGAGCCAACUGAAGAGUACAUCAUCACGGUGCGCAACAUCAGCCGCGAGUUGGGCAUCAACAGCCAAGACGCCAUCAUCAAGCAGCAGACGAGACCAAUCAUCUCAUCCACGCUAUAUCCCGGCCAAAUCUCGUCCACCUCCAUCAACAUCAAUUUCGGCGAAUCGGACCCGGAACAGGGAAAAUUCGAGCACUACGAGCUCGACUUCACCGGCAACAACAAGAACAUCACCCGGAAAAUUGCCAUGGACAAGGACCGCUCGUUCACCUUCACCAAGUUAAUCCCCGGCAAGACGUACAAGUUCUCCCUCUUCACCGUCUACAAAUCGAUGCGCAGCCGGCCGGUUGUCGCCGAAAUUACGACCUACCCGCUAAAAGUCGAAAAAUUGCGCCCAAUCGUCGGGAGGGACUACGCCUCGCUACACUGGGACAUUGAAAAUUUUGCCGAUAACGACGUGCGCUUCCGGCUGAGCUACAUCGCAACGUCGAACGAUGGUGCCAGAAAGGAGCGGACCGUUCAGCUGAAGAACACCAACCACUAUCGAUUUGAUGAGCUCGACCUGGAGACGUACUACACCUUCACAAUUACCGUCAUUAUGGGGAUUGGAGAAGCGGAAGCGGAAAGUGAAAGUGAAAUGGUGACGGUGGCUUUCGGGAAAGACGUCCGCUCGAAGCCGGCCCUAAAACGGCAUGGAACUCGCGAGUUGGCGCUGAUCUUCGAGAACGAUCACAAUAUGUGGCACGAGCUCAAUGGGCCCUUCAACAACUUUGCAGUGAUUGUGGCGGAGGAUAUUGAGCUUGGCGGUGACGAUUACGAGUUGCGCUCGUGGUUCGAGGUGCACAACGACGACAAGUGGCCCUCCUACCGGGCCAGCCGUUCCGACUAUCAGCCGUUCUCAAAGCGUGGUGUCAAAGAGGCCAUGUUUAUCAUCGGAGAGGACGACUGUGAGCAGCAGCGCCUUGAUGAACCGUACUGCAACGGAAUGCUGCGCGCCAACACCAAGUACCUGGCCAAAGUACGCGGUUACACCGACGAGGGCGUGGCGAUGGAGACGGACUGGGUGGCCAUACAUGGACACACUAACGGACAAGGAGAUGGAGAUGAGGAUGAGGAGGAAGAAGAAGACCCAGGCCUCCCGUGUCAUAUGUACCUCAACGGAUGUCCCCGCAAGGGGGACAAGGGCAAAUCGGAGCUCUGCAUGUUCACUAUGGCCACCGACCUGGGCUGCGUGCUCACCUCGUUCCUCUACGUCGCCAUCAAGGAGGCGGCCAACAAGGAGCCGGGCUAUUCCGGGUCGCAAAGUCUGGAGAUGCUGCGCAAUAGUGUCCUUGUCUCCGCUGAAUCAUGCCUCCUGCUGGUGACCAACUUGUGCCUGGUCGUUACCCUCUACACGGAGAUCAAGGCAGCCGAGAAAAACAAAUGCUACGUCACGAACAACAUCGGCGUGUCGCUGCACAAGUAUGAUAUCGAAUGUGGCGGCCCGCAGAAGCAGUGUGAAGCCAAGCGUGGGCUUCUCGGCAAGCUCGUCGCUUACGGCAACAAUUCCCUCAGCUCUGGAAACGCCAAGAAAGAGACCGCCGAGCCUGCCAAGGAUAAUUCGGAAAGUUGCCGCAAGUCAGCCGGCCCUGAUUCCAGCUGCAAGACGGCUCAGUCCGUUUCCGCACCGCUAGCCGAGUUUUCCACCCGUCAAAGACUUCCUCGCCUCCGAAGACGGCCAUUGUCAUCCCUUCCACCAACUCUAGCGGGGCGCAACACCCUGUGCCACCGCCCA